AUGGUAUCAUGGUAUGUGACCAAAUUGGUCCCACAGCCACGACGAAGGCCCCGCUCCUCAGCUGCUCGCCCUCGCCCCACAGCUUGGGAGUUAUCAUCAGUGGAAGCACAGAGAGACACUGUCCCUGAUGAAGCUCUGCCAUGUCCAGCACCGUCUGUCCCUUUAGAUGUCCCACACCAGCCUGCAGCCUCUGUCCCUGGCUAUGCUCAGGAUGUAGCGCAGUGGAACUGCUCCCACCAGCAGAAAAUUUGGAUGAAGACUGAGCUGGAGGCGUUGGGGCUGUGGCCGGGGUCACGUCCUGUUCGUCAUCCUAUGAACAUGCUGUCCUUGUGGCGUAAUCCACCUCAGCCUGAGCUCAUAGACUCAAUCUCUGAGCUGCCGUCACCUAAAUACUGUCAGCUUCAUCCUUUUUUCAUUUGGAAGCCGGAGCACACAAUCAUGGAGAGGGUAAGGAACAAUUACAUCUUGCCCUGCCUUCAUGAUUGUCCCAACCCUCAGGUAGCUUCUUCCGGCGUUGGAAGGCCAAGGGUUAUCAUUGGCACCAGUGGCCAGUACUAUAUUUUAGCCUCACGGCUCACCUGCAAGGCCUGUAGGAAGUACUGGCAUGCUGACAAGCCCCAGUGGCUGGAGAAGCUACCGGAGCGCUUCAGCAACAUUGUUCCAGCUUUCCUAACCCACAAAAAGGCCAUCUGCAAAUCAGUAAUGGAUGAGAUGAGGCGCAGCGGCAGAUCACCGGAGGACAUGGCUAAGCAGCUGACGGAGGCACUCCACCUUAAAUAUGAGAGAGCUCACCUGGCCUACCUGCUCAGUGUGCAGAACGUCAGGGAUGCUGAGGCAGGAGUUUACGGCCAGAGAACCAUCACUGGGCUUCUCAGGCAGGCAGACACUCCAGCUCCAUUCGGUGGAUACUCUGAUGUUGACGGCUGGUGUGGAGUGUCUAUUUCUUCUCACUACCUGGUUGACUGCCUGGUCCGUGAGUUUCAACGGCAGGAGCAGCUCCUCACUCUGUUGCUACAGGGGACCUUUGGACAAGUACUCAGGUCAGAUCAUACACGCAAAGUGGCUAGGAAGGUGGUGCUGUCGUCCGGCACAAUGUCUUCCUAUGCCAUAAUGAAUGAGAACUGGAUGAUCCUGAGCUGGGUGAUGCUGCAGUCAGAGUGCGAUCGGUCCCUCUAUCCUCUGUAUGAGGGGCUGUCUCGGCGCUACACUGCAGCUGGAGUGAGGAAGGCAAGCUACCAGUGGGUUGACAGGGACUGCUGGAGGACGUCAGAGGCCACCGUGGCGAAGGCGACCUCUGGCAACCUGGCCAACAACAGUGCCUCGAGGAGCAAGUUUAACAAAGACAUUGUCAUCAAGUUAGACUUGUUUCACUGCAUGAGGCGCUUUACCAGGGAGUGUGUGUCUGAACAUCACCCUCUGUUCAGCUCCUUCUGCCAGUUCCUCUCUGCAGCAUUUGUUGUGGUGGACCAGAGGGAUCUACAAAGGCUCACAGAGGCAUACACCUUCUGUGGAAUCUCUCCUGCAAAUCCAACAAAGCAGCACAUAAGAGAUCACUGCAGGACAAAGGUGCCACAGCCGAGGGAGCUGCUGCAGAGGGUUGAAGAUGUGCUGCACCACUUCUACAUGGCAAAGGACGCCAAUGAUGUGCCCCUGUUUAAGGCCUCCAUGCUGAAGUUGUGGAGGAUCCAACGCGUUCACAUCCUGAGAGGCUGCCUGAGCGACCCUGAGGUGGGGGAGGGAAUUCUCUACAGGUAUGGUGGCACCUUGCAGCUCAACUACAACAAGGGUGCGGGAGCCGCUGUACCUGUUUGGAUUCCAGUGAGAGGCACCUCUCAGCAGGAGGGCUUCCACUUUCACCAAGCCCAGUGGGUGACAGGCAACCGGGUGUCCUGUGAACUUUUCCAGGCCCAGGCAAUGACUGGAGUGGUGCGGUGGAACUUCCAGAGGCUGGUGGACCUGAAACAGCCUGGUGUGGAGCUGCCAGCUGUGUUUGACCCCCUGUUAAUUUCAGGACUGAACACAGCCUCUGUCAAGGUAACAGGCCAAGCUAAAUACCCCAGGCUGCAAAAUACGAACAGGGACACAGGGGAGAGAUUUGGACUGCAGUUUGUGGAGCCAGGUUGUCGUCCUGUUGUGUUGAACUGGGACAAGCACAAGGUACAGCCCAACAUCCAAGCUGCUGUAGCCAUGGAGACAGAGGAUCACUGCCCUGCUGCUAUGGUGGGCACAGACUCUCAGGAGACCAGUGAUGAGUCAGUUGGAGCGGUGCCCAUCCUAUCUUUCCAGCAGGGCUCUGAAACCGUUUCCCAAUCCCAGCAAUCCCAGCAGUCCCAGCCACCCUUGAUACCAGCUGCAGCCAGAGCCAAAUCAGAGAAUCAGUCUUUGAUGGAUACAGACCAUCCAGGGGUAGCACCGCUGCCUGUUUCCUCCUCUCCCCGGGCCGCCCGCACUGGACCAAUCAAGACAGGAGGCCUUAUUCAAGUCUUGGACCACAGCCGGUGAACAGAAGCCAUGAGAGCGGCCAUCGACGGGCUUCUGAUUAAACACCAUGGGUCAAAAGACUUUUUGAAGCAGGUGGACACAGACUAUGCUGCCAUGGUCCAGAGGGCGUGCACUGACCCCAACAGCCUCCUUCAUCCAACCACAUGCCAACAUAUCUCCAGAUAUGUAAAGCAUCUGGCCAAAU
Messenger RNA from Sander lucioperca (pikeperch), 2686 nucleotides. RefSeq lists its product as uncharacterized. NCBI's taxonomy places the organism in Eukaryota, Metazoa, Chordata, Actinopteri, Perciformes, Percidae. The record is from RefSeq and is a predicted model, not a curated record. The coding region runs from base 1 to 2502 and encodes 833 amino acids. The transcript has 6 exons.